AUGUUCUUGGGGCGUCUGACUUCUCAGCUGGUCAGGGCUGCUUCACAGGCAGGCCGAUGUCUGCCCUGGCCUCUCUCAAGGAUACCUGGUACCGGUGCCUGCAGGCUCCACUACAGCAUUCAACCAGUGAGCCCAAAUGGGGCUAUCUUGCUACCUGGCAGGGGGACCCAGCUGGACCUGGACGAGGUGAUGGUUCCCCGGAAGAUGUCCAUCAGCCCCCUGGAAAGCUGGCUAACUGCUCGCUGCCUCCUCCCCACUCUUGGUGCUGAGGCUCCAGGAACAGUGACUCCUGCCCAGCUCUAUAAGUGUCCACCUGGCCACUCAGGGGAGGGGACUGAGCAGGGGAGUAAUGAGGUCUCAGAUGUGCCCCAGAUACAGUGUAAAAAUGUGCUAAAGAUCCGCCGACGAAAGAUGAACCACCACAAGUACAGAAAGCUGGUCAAGAGGACUCGCUUCCUGCGGCGGAAGAUCCGCGAAGGUCGCCUGAAACGGAAGCAGAUAAAAUUCGAGAGAGAUCUACGGCGUAUUUGGCUGAAGGCUGGCCUAAAGGAAGCCCCUGAAGGUUGGCAGACCCCCAAGAUCUACCUGAGGAACAAAUGA
Elephantulus edwardii (Cape elephant shrew) is the source of this 600-nucleotide messenger RNA. It is a transcript of the gene AURKAIP1, whose product is annotated as aurora kinase A interacting protein 1. Gene Ontology annotation, cellular component: mitochondrion. NCBI's taxonomy places the organism in Eukaryota, Metazoa, Chordata, Mammalia, Macroscelidea, Macroscelididae. The record is from RefSeq and is a predicted model, not a curated record. Gene Ontology annotation, biological process: mRNA processing. The coding region runs from base 1 to 600 and encodes 199 amino acids. The transcript has 3 exons.